CUGCGCAGCCGCGGUGUAACCUCCGGCGUUCACGUGCGGAGAUGGCUGCCGAUCCUCUUCCUCCGGCUGCAAAGUUUCAGCCUGGAACUUUGAACCUCAAUAACGAGGUUGUGAAGCUGAGAAAGGAAGUGAAGCGAGUUCGAGUUUUGGUUAUCCGAAAACUUGUCAGGAGUGUUGGCAGACUGAAGUCCAAAAAGGGCACUGAAGAUGCACUGUUGAAAAAUCAGAGACGAGCCCAAAGGUUGCUUGAAGAAAUUCACGCCAUGAAGGAAUUAAAACCUGAUGUCAUAACUAAAUCUGCUCUUGGUGAUGAUAUCAACUUUGAAAAAACUUGCAAAAAGCCAGAUUCUACUGCAACUGAAAGAGCAAUUGCCAGAUUAGCAGUUCACCCUCUUCUAAAGAAAAAAGUAGAUGUGCUAAAAGCUGCUGUGCAAGCCUUCAAAGAUGCAAGGCAGAGUGCUCCUGAAGCUCAGUCAUCAAAGAAUACUUCAGACGAAAGCCAGUGUAGGGACACUCGGUGUUCAAAGGGUGAUGCAGGCGAGUCACAGCAUCAGGAGAGAACUGUUGGCAGGGAACAGAGAGCAAAAGGAGCUAAAACAGUAACAAAGAAAGCAGUAAGUGAUUCAAAAGAAAAAACGGCCGUGAUAGAGCAUGGACCCAAAGCAGUGGCCACGCCAUGUUCUCCAGGGAUGCCUUCAGGAAAGGAUGCCGUGGCUACCUCUGCACACCAGAAGGUGUCAUCCACUGACUCAAAACGGCAAGCCUCAACCAAAACCACAAAGACAGAGAGUGAAGGCACCCUUGGUGAGAGUAGUGGCAGCGAGGAAGAGGUGAGUGAGGGUGAGAAGGAGUACUUCGACGACAGCACUGAAGAAAGGUUCUACAAACAGUCUUCUGCGUCCGAGGACAGUGACAGUGGUGAUGACUUCUUCAUUGGAAAAGUCCGACGGACACGAAAGAAGGAAAAUAGUGUCCGGUCCUCAGCUAAGGAACAGAAACCCCUCCCAAAGGUCUCGCCCAAAGCUAAUACCCUUGAAACCCAUUGGGAUACACGAAAUGAUAAACACAAGCUGAUCCCAGAAGCCCGGAAGUUAGAAUCCGUGUUUUUCCACUCUUUAUCUGGACCUAAGAGCUCCAAAAGGGAUCCCAGAGAACAGGCCCCGAAGAGUAAAGCUCCAGAUUUUCCAGAAGAUGAACUUCCAGUCAAGAAUGAGUUUGCAAAGAGUGCACGCAGAGGGUUUGAGCGUGUGAGGCAGCAGGUGCAGGCUCCUCUGCACCCUUCUUGGGAAGCGAGCAGGAGACGGAAAGAGCAGCAGUCCAGAAUCGCCGUGUUUCAGGGGAAAAAAAUCACAUUUGAUGAUUGAUUGAUUGAUUGAUGCCUUUUCUGCCAAAAUUUUUGUUUUUAUUUUUAACUAGCCUAUUUAAAUAAGUCCUUUUGAAAGUUAAAAAAUAUAUUGCUUGUCUUUCCUUUUAUGUGUGAG
Microtus ochrogaster (prairie vole) is the source of this 1481-nucleotide messenger RNA. RefSeq names its product serum response factor binding protein 1 (gene Srfbp1). Gene Ontology annotation, biological process: maturation of SSU-rRNA. The record is from RefSeq and is a predicted model, not a curated record. Lineage: Eukaryota; Metazoa; Chordata; Mammalia; Rodentia; Cricetidae. Gene Ontology annotation, cellular component: 90S preribosome; nucleus.